Terrapene triunguis (Three-toed box turtle) is the source of this 927-nucleotide messenger RNA. Its product is annotated as zinc finger protein 620-like. NCBI's taxonomy places the organism in Eukaryota, Metazoa, Chordata, Testudines, Emydidae. Bases 23 to 325 code for a protein of 100 amino acids. Gene Ontology annotation, biological process: regulation of DNA-templated transcription. The transcript is spliced from 3 exons. The record is from RefSeq and is a predicted model, not a curated record.
AGGCCCUGCAGCUUGUUGCAAGAUGUUUCUGCUGCUCUUGCUGCGCCUGCCGACACCAGCCCCUGCAGGGGAGAUGCCAGGUUGCAGAAUAAUGUCCGUGUUUCACUCCGGAUCGUCCCAUCCUCUUGGGGGACGGGAAAGGGAAAUGACUGCAGUAGCAGCGGCUCAGGAGCCGGUGACCUUCGAAGAGGUGGCUGUGUAUUUCACCGAGGAGGAGUGGGCUCUGCUGGACCCGGGUCAGAGAGCCCUGUACAGGGAUGUCAUGCAGGAGAAUUAUGAGAAUGUGACCUCGCUGGGUAAGGAUCCCUGUCCCCUCGGGAAGUAGAAGCUGGAGGAUGGGGGCUGUCUCUGAAGUCCCUGGUUGGCUUCUGGUCAAGGUUCUUUCCUGGUCCCUUAGAUUUAAAGGGGAUCAGGCUACACCCCCACCCAGCCUGCCUAUGUGAUAGCGGUGCCAGGCACAGCACGGAGGAACUCUUACUAGGGCAACUUCUUUGGUGACUGUCUGCUUCCUGCUAACUUGCCCCAGUACAGGGUUACACCCUUGUGUGAGAAACUUUUAUUUUUUCCCAGCAUGCUUUCCUGAGGCUGGCCCUUUUAAAUUUACCAGAAACAACCAAGCCUCAGCCUGUUUUGCAACUCUCCACUGCUGGCUGAAUCUCUCUCACAUGGCUGGUACUGGUCUGUUUUCCCUUUGUCGGUGCUGAGGGGAUGGCACGUUCUCCAGGUGCCCAGAAUUCAAUGAGAGAGACUGGCUUCCUCCGCACCUCCUCUCCAGGGUUAGGGGAGCAAGAUACAUAUUGGAGAUGCUAAUUCCUCCAACCCCAGAGCUUUCAAAGGUCAGAAAGGUGGAAUUUGCCUGUCCGUAUGUAACACCGACAGAUCCCAGUUGUCAGCGGGCGGGAUUGAACCUGGGACCUCUGAAGCUAA